This is a messenger RNA of Pseudozyma flocculosa PF-1, 3177 nucleotides long. RefSeq lists its product as uncharacterized. The coding region runs from base 1 to 3177 and encodes 1058 amino acids. The transcript has 2 exons. Gene Ontology annotation, cellular component: division septum; mating projection tip; nucleus. Lineage: Eukaryota; Fungi; Basidiomycota; Ustilaginomycetes; Ustilaginales; Ustilaginaceae. Gene Ontology annotation, biological process: establishment of cell polarity; septin ring organization. Gene Ontology annotation, molecular function: protein binding; guanyl-nucleotide exchange factor activity. The record is from RefSeq and is a predicted model, not a curated record.
AUGGCAGCUUCCACAGCGCUCGGCUUCCGCACAUCGCGGAAGCAGUCCGUCUCCUCAGCCACGCCGGCAUUCGAUCCUAACACCCUAUCCGCCUCGACGAUGCCCGUCGGGCCGAGCUCGACGGCCGGAUCUGCAGACGGUGGCAUCGGCGCCAGCUUCCUUGGCCCCGGAGGCGCCACUUUGAUGUCCGGAGCCCCGGCAGCCGCCAACACGAUCGCAAACAAGCAGGCGAUUGCUGGUUCGAGCCUGUAUCAGGCCUGUCUGAACCUCCGCGACCGCCUGUACUGCGUUCCCGACUUCGGCGAGAGCUACCUCGACGACCUCAUUUCGGCCACCUCGAUCACUUCUAAUGGUCCUCCGUCCCCUGCCACUGCCUCGCCGAAGCCCGACGACACUGGCUCCGAUUUCAGGGCCCGAACCAUGAGCGAUCCCGUCUCACAGCUUUGGCAAUGCUUCCGGCUGGGUGCGCCGCUCUGCGCCCUCUUUAACGCGCUUAGUCCAGAGGCCGCGCUGCCCCUCAACCCGGACGCCAACAGGAGCAACGCCAACGCAUGCAAGGCGCAGGUGAUGAAGUUCAUCAUUGCUCUAAAGCAGAACCUGGGCUGGGAUCCCGACGAAAUCUUCACCGUCACCCAGCUCUACCAGAACGACACCAACGGCUUCGUCAAGGUCGUUCGCACAAUCAACCGGCUCCUGGACGUGUUCGAGGAGCGCGGCCUGCUCAUCGAGAACAAGCGAGCGACGGAGCACGACGACCUAGAGACGCCGUCGGACGAUCGGGCCAAGGUGGUCAGAGAGCUGCUGACAACGGAGCGGAAAUACGUACAGGACCUUGAAGUCCUCCAGAGCUACGCACGGGCGCUGGCGCAAAAUGACAUUUUGCCGCCCGACACGCUGCAUCAUCUCUUUGGCAACCUCAACAAGCUCGUCGAUGUGCAGAGGCGGUUCCUCAUCUGCGUCGAGGAGAAUGUCCGUCGGCCAGCCGACGAGCAGCACUUUGGCCACGUCUUCAAGACGAUGGAAGAGGACUUCACGGUGUACGAGCCCUUUUGCGCCAAUUACGCAAAUGCCCUCGAGCUGAUCACCGCCGAGGCUUCCAACCUGGUGCGCCUCAAAAGCCUGCCGUGCGCCGAGGGCUGCUACCUCGACCCCGCCUACGAGCUGCCGGCGUUCAUGAUCAAGCCGGUGCAGCGCAUCUGCAAAUACCCUCUGCUCCUCGAGCAGCUGCUCAAGAAGACGUCGAAGGAGGCUCCCCGGUACGGCGAGCUCGAAGAGGGCCUGCAGGUCAUCCGGCGCAUCACGGACAAUGUCAACGAGACCAGCCGACUGCAAGAAAACGCACAAUUGGUCAAGGAGCUCGAGUGGCGCGUCGAGGACUGGAAGGGCCACAACAUCAAGACGUUUGGCCAGCUGCUGCUCUCCGACACUUUCAUGGUCGCCAAGAGCGACACCGAGCGCGAGUAUCAAGUGUACCUCUUUGAGAAGAUCCUCCUCUGCUGCAAGGAGGUGGUGCCCAACAAUGCCAAGAAGGGCGGCAAGAACGCGUCGCUGCUCAAGCAGAAGGGAGCCCCAGCCCUGAGCGCCAAGGACAAGCGCAGCAAGACUAUGCUCCAGCUCAAGGGGCGAAUCUUCAUCAACAAUGUCACGGGCGCCUUCGUCAACAACAAGAUGAGCCACGUUCUCGGCACGGCGGCGGGCCAGUAUGCUCUGCAGGUGUGGUGGCGCGGCGACGUCGACCAGGAAUCGUUUGCCCUGAAGUGCAAGAACGACGAGCACCUCAAGCAGUGGCAGACGGCGAUCAACAAGCUCAUUGACGAGGUCAACCUGCGGCGGCAACAAGCGGCGGCCCACUACACGCAGACUGGCGUCUCGCCCGGCUCCAUCAAUCUCGCCGGCGCCGGAGCGAACGGCAGGCGGAUGACUGCCACGUCGAGCCACUUCCCGCAGACGCCUCUGUCGGAAGCACCGCCUCUCAACCCCUUUGGCAAUUCCCUGUCUCUCUCCCGUACCGAGUCGCAGGCCAGCAGCUAUCGGCACGACGACGAUGGCGGCAGCGAUUCGCACAGCUACUACGAGAGCCAGAGUGGUCGCGCAACGCCGUCCAACGGCGGAAGGCUGUCUCAGCCCGCUGAGCAGAGGGAGCGGCAGCUCUCGCUCACGCAGGAGUCGCGGCCUCGCGCCCGCACCGAGGACCAGGACUCGUCGCUGAUGGCCCACUGGCGAUCUCACUCUCCUGCGAUGCCACCAUUGCUGCCACGCGGUCUGUCCUACAGCACAGGCACCGACCACCAGCAGCUGCGCAAGGCGUCGAGCAGCAGGCAGCUUCGCCAGCCCGGCUUCACCGGCCUCCAGCCGACCACUUCGCGGUCCUCGUCGCGCGCAGGCACCGUCGAUGGCGGCGCUGUCGAAUACCUCGACGGACCAUCGGAGCACGUCGACUAUCGCAGUCACGGCAACGGCCCCUUCCCCGCCCGUCCACGCGGCGAUUCUGUGGCUUCAGCCAUGUCGAGGACGACUUCCGACAGUGCUGCCCACACUCGGUCGCGCUCGGCCAGCAACCCACAUAUGUAUCCGCUGCCGGCUCAUCUGCAAGGUCCGGCUCCGCCCAUGCCCAAGGCGCCGCCGCUGCCAAACCAGCUCGCAGACCAUCUCAAGUCAAACCACAGCGCCACCGCUCUUGCUAGCAAUGGCCACGGCAACAAGCGGUUCAGCUCUUCGAGUGUCUCGACUACCGACUCGGCGCACUCGGGCCAGUCCCGGCCGCCGUCCUCGACGGCUGCAAGCUCGCCGAUCAACCUCAGCGGAUCGUCGAGCGCCUCUGGAGUCCGCACAAGCAAUGGUAGCGCGCUACACGGUGGUAGGCCGAGCGUCUCGAGCGGACCGCAGACGCCCACGACGCCGACUUCGUCGAGCGCUGUCAAGCUGCUCGUCCACUGCGGCGAGGACCGCUUUGUCGUCGUCGUCCUCUCUACGAUCUCGUUUGCCAGUCUGCUGGACAAGGUGACGAAGAAGGUGCGCGUCUGCAGCGGGCGCAACUCGCUGACUGAGAAUGGCCUUCGCAUCCGCUACAUCGACGAGGAUGGCGACCAGGUCAUGAUGAACGACGACGACGAUCUGCAAAUGGCCUUCGAAAGCGCCAGGGCCACUGGCGCCGAGGUGCAGCUAGUCAUCGCCUAA